AUGCUUCGUUCGAUUAUUCUCCUGGUCCUGGGCGCUGUGACCGCUAGCUCGGCCCACUUUGUGAUUCCCAACGAUGACCAAGACAUGUCCGGUCUCACCGUCAACUCGAUCCCCGCUGUGAAGAGGGUCGAGUACAUGCGAAAGGCGAACGAGGCCCUAUUCAGACAAAGCGGGCCCUGCCCCUUUGCCGCGUUUGGCACCAUCAUUGUUAACCACACAAGCGACGAAGUCGUCUGCGAAGGCGCAAACUUCAGAACCGGGGAUCCGACUAUUCACGGAGAGAUUUCAGCCAUCAACGCAUGCACGGCAAGGUUUGCUGAACAGGGCAUGACUCCUUCCGAGAUCUACGCGGCAUGGGGAGACCUCUCCAUCUACACGAACGCGGAAUCGUGCCCAAUGGUAUCACUACCGGAGACUUAA
Messenger RNA from Colletotrichum higginsianum IMI 349063, 420 nucleotides. RefSeq names its product Cytidine and deoxycytidylate deaminase zinc-binding region. The transcript is spliced from 5 exons. NCBI's taxonomy places the organism in Eukaryota, Fungi, Ascomycota, Sordariomycetes, Glomerellales, Glomerellaceae. The record is from RefSeq and is a predicted model, not a curated record. Gene Ontology annotation, molecular function: catalytic activity. Bases 1 to 420 code for a protein of 139 amino acids.